Molecule: messenger RNA, 831 nt
Organism: Trypanosoma grayi
Lineage: Eukaryota; Euglenozoa; Kinetoplastea; Trypanosomatida; Trypanosomatidae
Exons: 1
Coding region: 1-831 (276 amino acids)
Source: RefSeq, a predicted model, not a curated record
AUGCAGCGCGACGUGUACGCGUCGCUCAUCAAGAAGAGGCACAAGCAGAUGAUUCCGCUGCUGAUUCACCAGGUCUCGGGUGACGUCACCCGCGAGAACGUCUUCGACGAGGUCUUCAGCGGCUACAAGCUGCGCCGCAUCACACUCAUGACGCACAUGGCGGCAACACCCGCCGCGCUGCCGCGCCUGCCGCGCGACGUCGUAGUGUCGGACUUCGAGAAGCUCCUGGCGAUUCACCAGCCGCACUUCCACUACAAGCUGCUGCCGCUUCUGUGUACCGACAUCGAGGCGUUUGCGGCGAUGCAGGGCAUCUGCGCGAGUGAAAACUCGCCCUUUGUAAUCGAGGACCGCCGCGACCCACAGGGACUGACGCACCGCCUCGCGAAUGGCUGCGCGGAGCGAGAAGCGGUGUGCGAUUUCUUCGCCGCGCACAUUCCACCCGCGGAGCGUGAGGUACCGGCGUACUCGCGCAAACUUCCCAUCGCUGCAGUGAUGUUUGAUGGAUUAUUGAUGACGCGCAACGCCGCCGCCGUCGGUGGCUCGCUGGCGGCCCUCGUGACGGUGCACGAGGCGGCGACGGAGCGCAGCAUCAUGGAGCGGGUACUCAUGCGGGACUUCUUCGCCCACCCGCUAUACACGAAGGUAAGCGGGAACAGCGACGUGGCACAGGCUGUGCGUCUCACGCGGGAGCGCAUGCACUUCAUGGCGGUGAAGCGGGUAGUGGGGGGUGGCGAAGAGACGAGCCGGCGAAGUCUGCUGCGUAACGCUGCGUCGCAGAAGCUGUUCAUAUUUGAGAAGACAGACGACGAGUACCAGUUUGCGCACCUGUAG